Messenger RNA from Cyphellophora attinorum, 1785 nucleotides. RefSeq lists its product as uncharacterized. NCBI's taxonomy places the organism in Eukaryota, Fungi, Ascomycota, Eurotiomycetes, Chaetothyriales, Cyphellophoraceae. The transcript has 3 exons. The coding region runs from base 1 to 1785 and encodes 594 amino acids. The record is from RefSeq and is a predicted model, not a curated record.
AUGGCUCCCAACUCCAAGAUCCAGAAGCUAGCACCAAGCCCUCCACCAAGAACGUCGCCACCAACAGCAAGGUCGACAAGAAACCGACCAGAGAAGCGUCUGGCGGAUUCUCUCGCUGCUCCCGACUUUGCCCCACCUGUGUCGAUCGACGAGCUAAUGCCCGAAGUGUCAAGACGUUACGACUCUGAUGAAUCAAUGGACGAAGCCCCAGUUCCGGAAGACCCUGACGUUGUAAUGGCCGAAGCUCCAAGUCUCUUGACUGUUCCUGCCACCAAACGCAAACGUAUUGUUCCUGGCUCUGGCUCCAAAGCGAAGUCCACCAACAGCAAGGUCAGCAAGAAAGCUUCCAGAAACGGUGGCCCUUCCGUCCGUCGUCGACCGUACCUACAGCAAGCUCUGGAGAAUGAUGACGAUCUAUUCGACCAAGAUUCGGUUCAAUUGCCUGCUCCUGCCACGAAAGCGAAAUCUGCUGCUGGCUCCGGCUCUGAAUCUGUUCCGAAGCAAGGCAAAGUAAAGCCGGUUCUGGAGAACUCUGGCGAUGCAAUCGACAAAGAUUCCGAAAUUCUGUUGCCCGCUACUGCCACUGAACGCGAAUCGAAUGCUGGCUCUGGCUCCAAGUCUGCUUCCAAGAAGGACUCUAGCUCUGCUAUUCCGACUGCAGCUCAGAAGGACCAGAAGCUGCCGUACAAGUCUCGCUGGCUGUGCAAGGACUGUAAGAAUGGUGGUUUCACCUAUGGAGAUCUUCGCAAGCACUACAGCAAAUCCCACCCCACUCUUCCAAUGCCUCCAAAGGACGACCCGGAGACGAAGAAGCAUUCUGAAGCAUGGCCUCAUGUUGACGUUCUUGACUGGCUCAAGAAUCGCGUUCCAACCCAUCCUGUCACCAAUGACUCCGCAAGACGCUACAGCGCGUGGAUCGACACCAAUCCUGCUCCAGCAACUGCUGUUCCUGCACAGCCGUUUCCAGUCUCCAAUGUCCGCGCUGAACCAACUCCUGCUCAGCCGAUUCCAGUUCCUGACGAUGAACCUGCUGAACCAACCGAAGCACAACGGUUGCUGCAGCAUGUGGAUAGACUUCAGGCUCCAGAGCCCGCCCGACCUGCUGUUCCAGCACUCCAGGCUGCUGAACCACCCGCUGCUGCUACCGCUGCUCCUCGUACGCGUAGACGCGUUCAUUUCGAGUCUCCAGAAGCCGAAUCAGAGCCAGAACCGCCUCGCAAAGUCGCCCGAAAGGGCUCCAAAGCUCCCGUUGCUGCUCGGACGCCUCCCAUUGCUGUUCAUACCGAAGCAGAGCUUCGGAAUCCCGCCAAUUGGCGCGACGAAGCCUGCCGCCUCGCCGACGAGACGCCCGCUUCGCCUCCGAGAAUCAGCAACGAGAACGACGCCUGGGAGCGCGUUGUUAGGAACAACGUCUCGUUUUCCAAGUUUGGCGACCGCAAAGCCCUCCUGGAAGCGGCUUAUGGGAAGGGAAAGAAGCGGAACGAGAUCCGCGAGGAGGAGGAGAAGCAGCGACGCGAGUUGGAGGAGCGUUGCUGGCAGACGACGCGGAGACAGCACCAGAGCGAGCAGGAGUGGGAGGAGGAGGAGAAGCGGGUGAUGGAGGGAGGUGAAGAGGGAGAAGGAGGGAAGUAUAGGGAGGAGAAGGAGAGGGAGGAAUGGGAGAGCGUGAGCGAUACGCUCGGUCUCCGGCCCCUUUACGGACCGCAGCAGGAGAAGAUGCCUGCUGUUCGCGACUUCAAGCGUCCUGUGGAGGGGAGAGAUGGCUGGAAGUGCGUGGUGAUGUGA